GUUCCGCUAUUCCGCGUUAUUUGUGCCCCAUGUUUCCUGGUUAGUGCUGCGUGUUGCCCCGAGUUCCACUUCCAGUUUCACAUUAGUUCCUAUUUCAGCUCAGAUAGGGUGUAGUGUCUAUCUGUAUCCGUAUUGAAGUAGUGCGAUAAUCCGCGUUUUAUUUCUGUACAAUAAGUAGCACCGCUACCACCAGCGUUGAAGGUUUCAGAGGAUUUGAGAAACUAGGGAGAGGAAAAAUGAGCACCCCUGUGAAGAAAGUACCUAUCCACUUACAGAGCUCACAAAAUCGACUUUUAAUCAAAAACGGUAAAGUGGUCAGUGAUGAGGAAAUCACCGAUGAAGACAUUUACGUUGAAGAUGGCAUCAUCAAGCAGAUUGGAAAGAAUCUCAUCAUUCCAGGAGGAACCAGGGUGAUCGAUGCCAGAGGCAAGUAUGUGUUGCCCGGUGGUAUUGAUCCUCACACUCACUUUGAAUUUGAAUUCAUGGGCACCAAAAGUGUCGAUGAUUUCUACAAUGGAACAAAAGCAGCUGUAGCUGGUGGUACCACAAUGAUCAUUGAUUUUGUGUUUCCCAAGAAGGGCGAAUCUCUUAUUGAUGCUUAUUAUGAAUACCGACAGAAAGCAGACGGUAAAGUGUGCUGUGACUAUAGUCUCCACGUCUGCCUGCCCUAUUGGUCAGAACAAGUAAAGAAGGAAAUGGAAAUACUAUGCAAGGAGCAUGGUGUUAAUUCCUUCAAGAUGUUUAUGGCCUACGAUUUUAUGUUAAAUGACGCCGAACUCUACAGUGCUUUUGAUCAGUGCCAAAAAUUAGGAGCUCUCGCACAAGUGCAUGCAGAGAAUGGGCUUGUGAUUGCAAAGAAUGCAGAAAAACUAUUGGCCAAAGGUAUUACGGGACCAGAAGGACACGAGUUGUCCAGACCUGAAGAGGUUGAAGCUGAAGCAGUUAACAGGGCCUGCGUCAUUGCGAAACAGGUAGAUAAUCCGUUGUAUGUAGUGCAUGUGAUGAGUAAAUCAGCUGCAGAAAUUUUAGAUCAAGCAUGCAAACGUGGUACCCGAGUGUAUGGUGAGACAUUAGUAGCAGCUCUUGGUACAGAUGGUUCUCAUUACAAACACGAAUGCUUCCAUCACUCGGCCGGCCACGUCCUUAGUCCUCCUCUAAGACCGGACCCCACAACACCUUUAAGUUUAAUGAAUUUCUUAGCACAGGGUGUUCUUCAAGUAACUGGCAGUGACAAUUGUACUUUUAAUAAGUCGCAGAAGGAAUUAGGAAAAAAUGAUUUUAGAAAAAUUCCAAAUGGGGUAAACGGCGUAGAAGACAGAAUGUCUGUUAUCUGGGAAAAGGGUGUGCAUACUGGUAUUCUCGAUCCCACUACAUUUGUAGCCGUAACCAGUACAAAUGCUGCAAAAAUAUUUAAUUUGUACCCAAGAAAAGGUUGCAUUGCUGUUGGAUCGGAUGCAGACAUAGUGAUUUGGGACCCUGUUGCAAUCAGAACUAUAUCGGUUACAACACAUCACCAAGCUGUAGAUUUUAAUAUUUUUGAGGGUAUGCAAUGUCAUGGGGUACCCCAAUACGUGAUCGUCAAUGGAAGAGUGUGUGUGGAUGAAGGUCAGUUGCGUGUUGUUGAAGGGCAUGGACAUUUUGUUGAAACUCCAACUUUUGCACCUUACAUAUAUGAUCCAGAGAAACUUGCGUCAUUAAGAGCUGAGAAAAAUGGGGUAGACGAUGAAGUGGAUCAGUUACAAAGGAUACAUACGGUACAUUUAGAAGACGAUACUUUAUGUCCUACUCCUACUUUACCUGAUUCAGCAGUAAGCACUCCUUCAUGCAGAGGAGCUAGACCAGAAGGGCAGAGAAAUAUUCAACAGUCAACAUUUUCUAUCAGUGAGGACCUUGAUGUCGAGAGAAAAUCAUGUAUUCGCGUACGGAACCCUCCAGGUGGAAAAUCUUCCGGUUUCUGGUAAAGAAUAACAGAAAAAUGUGUUCGCUUCAACAUUGCUUAAAUAAACCAUGAAAACAAAACAGUACCAAAGUAUAAAUAAUUACUUUAAUAUUAUUAAUAGUAACUGUACCUGUAUUAUUUAUUUCCUUUGAUAUAUUACCAGUUAUUAUUUAUACUGAUGAUUUUCUACUGAUGUGUCGGGAGCAUAAUCAAAUUGAAUUGUUCAGUUUGAAAGUUUUGUUGACUUACUGUUAAACUUAGUUGUUUUAGUUAAAAUCGUUAUUUAUUGAUGCAUAAAUUAAAUUAGGCUAGGAUAAAUGGGGGUUUGUUGAAACUGCCUUAUUUUUCAACAAUACAAAUAUUAUUUUCUGUGUUAAUAGUAUGGGGUGUCUAAAGAUAUUUUUCAAGAAAAAAAUAGAAUAGAAGAAAUAUCUCUUAAUAAUGUUCUCCGUCUCUUUGCAGCCAAAAAGAUUACUGAUCUUCAAAAUUCAUUGUGUAGAUCUAAUAAUAGCUCAAGUAUGUUUUGUUUCUCUUUUUUUAGAAUUGAAUAAUCGAUAAGUAUAAUGAAUCAAUUUAGGAAUAUUUAUUAACAUUCAGACUGCUCAUUGUUCGAUGGAAGUAGUUAGAAAAUAAGGACUGUUUGUUGGUCGACUAUCAUUAUAGAUAUACUUCCCUUUAAUUCACGAUUAAAGAAAUUAUAUAAUGUGUUUUUUACUUUUAGAAAAACAAGAUACAUUAAGGACUAACUAAACGUAAAAUCAACAUAAAAAGCAAAGCGCAACAAUUAGCUGUUGUAUAAUAGGCAAUAUUGGAGACUAUUUCACAUUAUUUUACAAAAUGUAGCUUUUUUUUCAAGGAUAUGCAUUAUUUAUUUUAAACACUUCGGUAUUCUGAUCUAUUUGAAUUUCGAAAGGUAUUUAGAAAUACAGUGGCCAAGAAAUUUGUACAGGAAAGCAUGCAACACUCAAUAGAUCUGUAUCGAUGUAAAUAAAACACAAACAUAAACAACACUUUUAUUAAGUCAUUGUGGGUUUAGGACCUCUACACCCUCAUACCUAAUAAAAAAAAAGCAUUAAUAAAGAAUGGAAAAUUAAAAGAAC
Molecule: messenger RNA, 3039 nt
Organism: Anoplophora glabripennis (Asian longhorned beetle)
Lineage: Eukaryota; Metazoa; Arthropoda; Insecta; Coleoptera; Cerambycidae
Gene: CRMP
Product: dihydropyrimidinase
Exons: 8
Coding region: 237-1961 (574 amino acids)
Biological process (GO): pyrimidine nucleobase catabolic process
Cellular component (GO): cytosol; cytoplasm
Molecular function (GO): dihydropyrimidinase activity
Source: RefSeq, a predicted model, not a curated record